This is a messenger RNA of Phytophthora nicotianae INRA-310, 1227 nucleotides long. RefSeq lists its product as hypothetical. Bases 1 to 1227 code for a protein of 408 amino acids. The transcript has a single exon. The record is from RefSeq and is a predicted model, not a curated record. Lineage: Eukaryota; Oomycota; Peronosporomycetes; Peronosporales; Peronosporaceae. Gene Ontology annotation, molecular function: carboxypeptidase activity.
AUGGAUAACCAUGUGGCUACCAUUUGGGACGUCAUCGGUACCAUUGAAGGCGCUGAAGAGCCUGAUAAACGCGUAGUUUUAGGCAACCAUCGUGAUGCGUGGGUCUGUGGAGCAGUAGAUCCCAGCAGUGGAUCUGCGACACUCAUGGAGAUUGCUAGAGGACUCGGUGACCUGCUUCAGACCGGGUGGCGUCCUCGUCGAACUAUUGUGCUUGGGUCUUGGGACGGCGAAGAAUACGCUCUACUAGGAAGCACUGAAUGGGUCGAAGACAACGCCAAACUGCUCAAAGAGGAGGCUGUGGCUUAUCUCAACGUCGAUUUGCUGGUUGGGCCUCUCAUUAGUGCCAGUGCGGCUCCUUCAAUUGCCAAGUUUGUGCAGGACACAGCCAGCUUACUUCCAGCUAACCCAUUCCACGGCAACAGCAGUGAAGUGGACAGUGCUCAGAGUCUGUUGGAUCAGUGGACACAGCAGAUGGAGAAAUCUCGUUCUUCUCCUGGAGGUUUGCCUGCCCCUGGCUCCAAGACGGACCUGACACUGGCUCCCGACCAUCUUAUCAACUUCAUGGGCUCGGGAUCGGACUUCACCCCGUUCUACCAGCACUUGGGUGUUAUCUCCGUGAAUCUGGCCUUUGGACUCACUUACGCUUCGUAUGGCACCUACCACAGCUCUAUGGACAGCUUGCACUACAUGGAAACGGUGGGAGAUCCGCACUACGCUUCACACGCCAGUAUGGCCAAGUGGUGGGGCGUGCUGGCUUUGCGUCUCGCGAACGAUCUCGUCAUCCCGUUUGACUUCGCGUCCUAUGCUCUCGUUAUGCACAACGGACUCAAACACCUUGAGCAGCGAUUUAAAGAAGCUGGGCAGAAUGUUGAAGUCAAGCAACUGUACGCUGCUAUCGAAAAAUUCGGUGUCAAUGCAGAGGCAUUCCAAGUCACUGCGCGUGAGCUUCAGAGCUCUUCUCUAGCCGCUGAUGACACGGUUUUGAGGGCCUGGAACAACAAAGCCGUCCUGCUCGAGCGCCAAUUGCUCUCUAGUGAUGGACUGCCCCAUCGUUCGUGGUACAAACAUGUGAUCUUCGGCCCGGGAUUCUACGAGGGUUACGCUGGUGCGGCCUUCCCCGGCAUCACCGACUGUCUUGCCUUCUACGACGAUGUAGACACGGUCCAAAGCCACGUCGACGAGGUCACACAUAUUGUUGAUUAUGCCGCUGAGUUCUUUGUCAAAUAA